UGCGCCCGGCAAAUCACACGAAUCCCGACUCAGCAUUAUUACGCGGGAUUACAUUUACCAGUACGCUACUCCGUAAACGACGCUCUACGGCGAACAAGAUAACACUCCUGCGCACUUCUUCUCUUGUGCUCCUCAUCGGACAUCCAGCUUUCCCAUCGACGGUUCUAACCGGCAAGGACAAUUCGACGCCAUACCCAAUUCCCCAAGUCUACGGUCUGGGCGCCGGAUAUAUCGUGCGCGGAAACGAACGAGAAGUGCUGUCCUGGUGGCUUCAGAAGAUAAACUCGCAUCCAAGCCCUGUCGUUCACACACUCCUUCCCAUCAUGUCAUUCAACCAGGCAGCGUCUCUCUAUCGACGGAGCUUGAAGCUGGCGCUUGAUUGGGCUGUCCACAGACACAUCUGGCGUGGCCAGGCCGUCUAUAUUCGAUCCCUCUUCGAAGCCAACAGAAAUGUUCGGGAUCCGCGUCAGCAGAAGGUUCUUUUCAGAGAGACGGAGAAGUUGCUAGAGGGCUGGAAGCACCCUGACCCGUACAGAGCACCCACUGCACCUGGUGGUUCGAAAUACGAGAGAAACCUUCCUGCUCGCGAAUUGCCUUAUGCGGAGAGACAUGCCCAUUAGAUUUCCUGCGACGAGGAAUUUACUCGAUAGUAACCAUCUGAAGAAAAAGGGUGUACAUUGGCGGUUGAGCGUGGGAAUUGAAUGUUCAAAUUAUGUUUUCCUCGAUAAAAUCUAUACCAAACGCUAGAUUGAGGCGCGUUUACUCUGGUCGAGUUGGGGUGUUUAAUAGCCAAUCAUACGAGACUAUAAACUAAGCAGCGAAAGUAAAAUAAACAGCUACAGAUAUAUAUAUAUAUAUAUAUAUAUAUAUAUA
Paecilomyces variotii is the source of this 873-nucleotide messenger RNA. RefSeq lists its product as hypothetical. Gene Ontology annotation, biological process: mitochondrial electron transport, NADH to ubiquinone. Lineage: Eukaryota; Fungi; Ascomycota; Eurotiomycetes; Eurotiales; Thermoascaceae. Bases 324 to 620 code for a protein of 98 amino acids. The transcript has 5 exons. The record is from RefSeq and is a predicted model, not a curated record.